AUGCAGCUUGCGAUCCUUCUCUGUAAGAGCACCGAAAUCGGCAAAAUAGCUUCUCAGCUCCGCAUUCAGUCUAUACUCUCACCUACGGACCCAGAGGGUGACAAAGAAUCCAACGCAUCUCCAAAAGCUUCAAUAACUUCGAAAAGAAAGCUCGAAGAAUUAUCCUCAGCCCAAGAGGGCACGUCACCGGCGUCAAUCUGGCAUGCUCAACAUGACGAGCAGUAUAGACCUGAUGCCGGUGAUGAUAACUCUCCGGGUAGACUCACGCCAGCCACCUCUGAUGAGAAAGCUGGAAGGAGAGGAUCACGAAUAAAACAGCCGAUUCGAUCUAGCAUUGCUUGUCUGCGAUGUCGAAGAUCAAAGAUCAAGUGUGACAAUGAUGGAGGCAAUAGCCCGUGCGACACGUGUGUUAAAGGAGGACAUCAGUGUCAAUAUCCAGAAGCAGUUCCUCCUCCGCCAAAACGAAACGAUUCCCCUCCAACAGGGAAGCCCGAAAAAGAACCACAGCAGGAGAAAAAGCGAACCAGGAAGGGAGAUGAUAUACCCAAAUGGAGCAGCAAAAGAUCAGCCGUAUACGCAGCCGAAGUUCUCGCAUAUCCCUUUUUAACGACGGAACUAUGGGAUCAGUUGCUCAACAUUUACAAACUACACUAUGCCACAGAAUUACCUUUUCUUCACUUGCCAUCUUUGAAGGAGAAAAUGAGCAGUGGAUCAGUCCAAGGAAAAGAUUAUUCACCAGAACUGAACUUGAUCCUGCUUGGUAUCUUGAUGCUUACAGCCCGUUUUCAUCCCGAUCUGGUACGGUAUGUAACACAUUUACCAAGUCAACAUGGCACAAAUAUCCGAUCUUCCGCCUCCAAAACCAAUUCAGGACCGUUGUACGCCUCGGACUUCUUUGCCACUGCACUCACAACAGCUCUGGGCCCGCUAAGGACAGUCAUGGGUACUCUCACAGUUGAAAGAAUACAGUCUUUCCUGAUGCUUGGAUUAUUCGAAUGGAGUCAAGAGAAUGCCCCGAGUGCUUGGAUGUAUCUUGGGAUAGCCAUUCGCAUGGCCGAGCUGAUGAGGCUAGAGCAAGAUGACCGGCGAAUGGCUAUACUGGAAAACCAGGCAUCCGACACAAAAGGAUUCGAGAAGAGGUCACCAGAGAUUUCGAUAAUAAGAGAGACACGUCGACGGACAAUGUAUAGCUGUUUCAUUCUUGAUCGUCUGAUGAGCUUCGGGAGCGAGCGACCGCUAAGCAUUGCAGUCGAGAGCAUGUUGAUCCAGUUGCCAUGCUCUGAAAUGGCUUAUGACCUGUCUCUUGAAGUCUACACUGGACUAUUACAACCAUACGGAGGAUCGAGUCAGCCUCAGAUCAACGAUGAUAGCACGUUGAGCCGAUUUAUCAAUUUGGUCGAAAUAUGGGGCGAGAUUUCGAGGUACAUUUCGAUGGGUGGCCGGUUACAAGAAACGUAUCCCCCGUGGGACCCCAGGUCGACUUUCUACAAGUUACGAGAGAAGACAACUGCGUUCAACGAAGACCUACCUGGCACUUUCACAUUAUCUCGGCAGAACUACUACCGACAUGAUAACCACCAGGCUACCAGCACCUAUGUGUCUCUACAUAUGCUGGCUUCAAUUUGUCAAAUUGUUCUCAACCGGGAAUAUCUCCCGUUUCUCCCCCUGCGAUCCCGCGGGCCUCAGGGACCUCCCAUAGGCAACCAAACUGUACUCAACUUUGCACCAGAUCGAUUCUGGGAAGAGAGCGCAGAAGAUGUUUUCCAAGCAUCCCGUAACAUCAUCGACCUGGUUGGUCUCUGCAAGGAGAAGCUGCCUCUGUCCUCGCUGUCAAUAUUCUCUAUCUGGCUCGCUGGGUUCAUGUCUGUCUAUGCUCACCAUUUCCCGCAGAUUGAUACGAGCCAUCGAUUGGGUGAACAGGCUGAGAGCCCCCAUAUGGGAGAGAAUUUGAGUAUGCUUGAACAGGGACAGGCUGGGACAGUUUGUCAGGCAUUGCGAAGAGCCGCAACUUACUUGCCCAGCGCUCAAAGAUACCUGGAUAAUCUUGAGGCGGUAGACCGGUGUUUUACACAAGCAAAGAACUCGACGCAUGGAUCACUAAGUCUUAGGCUUGGCGAAGUUGGCCACGGUAGCGAACUCAACCAGACAGGAUCGCAAGAUAAACAACGACGAGGAGUAUACGAUAUGCAUCGCACAAACAGAAGCCCUAUGUCAGCGUCUCCGAAAACGAGAAACUCACACCGGCCCAUGCUGGAAGAACCCCCCAAACCCACCUCUUCAACGUCAAAGAGUCAACUCUCGCUGCUGGGGAUUGACGAAGGACCGCUGGCAAUGGAUACACCGAAGAUCUUCGUGGACAAUAUUGAGGCCUUGGAGUCGCAACGGAUGAGUUGGGUAUUGAAUGAUCUAGAGGCCUUCUCGGGCGCAGGAUCAUUAAGGGUUGCCUUCCUGGGAUAAAUAGAUGCUCGUUUUGGAGUUCUGUUUGGUAUUUCGAUACGGCGAAUCCGUGUAUAAUGAAUUAACGGUCAGAAUAGAGGUUAUGGGAUGAUUAUUUGGGCGCAUUUCAGGUAGACUGGCGGUAGUAGCAUUGACCUUUUGGCAUCUGGCAUUUUAUAUACCCCUGUGCAACGAGUGUAUUUAUAGCAUGUAAGAUGAAUCAAGUGAGUUUUCGCAGUGAAGCUUUGAUUCAAGGUAAUAGAGCGUUGAGACUCAGGCAGGAAGCAUCUUGACAUCAAGC
Messenger RNA from Fusarium odoratissimum NRRL 54006, 2737 nucleotides. RefSeq lists its product as uncharacterized. The coding region runs from base 1 to 2457 and encodes 818 amino acids. Gene Ontology annotation, cellular component: nucleus. The record is from RefSeq and is a predicted model, not a curated record. Lineage: Eukaryota; Fungi; Ascomycota; Sordariomycetes; Hypocreales; Nectriaceae. Gene Ontology annotation, molecular function: DNA-binding transcription factor activity, RNA polymerase II-specific; zinc ion binding; DNA binding. The transcript is spliced from 2 exons. Gene Ontology annotation, biological process: DNA-templated transcription; regulation of DNA-templated transcription.